Talpa occidentalis (Iberian mole) is the source of this 5654-nucleotide messenger RNA. RefSeq names its product pyroglutamyl-peptidase I (gene PGPEP1). Gene Ontology annotation, molecular function: pyroglutamyl-peptidase activity. The record is from RefSeq and is a predicted model, not a curated record. The transcript has 5 exons. Gene Ontology annotation, biological process: proteolysis. Lineage: Eukaryota; Metazoa; Chordata; Mammalia; Eulipotyphla; Talpidae. The coding region runs from base 237 to 1049 and encodes 270 amino acids. Gene Ontology annotation, cellular component: cytosol.
ACAAUACAACUCCCCAUCCCCAACCACCUGCCCAAAAGUUCUGUGGCUGAUAUGGGUGCCACUAUUGGGGAGCAGGUUGGCCAUGAGCUUUCUCAAGGAGCCAUACCUAAUCUCACACAUCAUUGACUUGGCUAAAGGGAUGGGGUCCCAGUUUCCAUGUUGGAGUUUGAGACACUACCUCUCCUCCCCACAUCUUUCCUGCCUACCCCCCAGGUGUCCUUGUGUUCAUAACUUUGAUGUACCCUCUUUGGGGAGCAACUUGGAAUUAUCCAUCUUUGACAAAGGACUCUGCCUCUCCAGAACAGCUUUGGUGGAACCGGUGCAGAACUGGGACAACAUGCACAACAAAGUCCAGGCCAAGGAUCAAGAAAUCCCGAAGCUGCUGCAGGAGAUGCAAGAACUUACCUAGGGAGCUGGAGAAGCUGGGGCUUGGUGACAGCGUGGACCUGCAUGUAUACGAGAUUCCAGUGGAGUACAAGACUGUCCAGAGGCUCAUCCCCGCCCUGUGGGAGAAGCACAGCCCACAGCUUUACAUACUUUCUGCAAGAGUGACUAUAGGAUGUAUUCCAGCAGCAGGAGGUCAGAAAAACAGCAAAACUGCAGCCCUGCCUGUCUGUCUGCAGCUGGUGGUACAUGUGGGGGUGUCCGGUAUGGCAACCACAGUCACACUGGAGAAGUGUGGGCACAACAAGGGCUACAAGGGGCUGGACAACUGCCGCUUCUGCCCUGGCUCACAGUGCUGUGUGGAGGAUGGGCCUGAGAGCAUCGACUCCAUCAUUGACAUGGAUGCUGUUUGCAAGAGGGUCACUACGCUGGGCUUGGAUGUGUCGGUGACCAUCUCACAAGAUGCUGGCAGGUACCUGUGUGACUUCACCUACUACACUUCCCUGUACCAGAGUCACGGCCGCUCAGCCUUUGUCCAUGUGCCACCGCUGGGCAAGCCCUACAACGCAGACCAGCUGGGCCGGGCACUGCAGGCCAUCAUCGAGGAGAUGCUGGAUUUGCUGGAGCAGUCAGAAGGCAAAAUCAACUGUCAUCACAAACACUGAAGGCCUGUCAGGCCUGCCAAGACACUGUCCGCCCAGGGACCCCAGAAGGGAUAUCCACCUGCCCUCUGGGACCUGGCCGGGAAGCUAAGACCGUCGACAGAGGAGCUGAUAUGGAUCAGAUAUUCUUUGUUCUCUCUUUUUCUCUGAAAAAGCACUGGUCAGCGUGAAGGAGGCCACCGAAGAGGUUUUUCCUCAAUUUCCCUUUGUAUCUGGGGACACAGCCGUGACAGCAUCAGCCACAGGGCCCUGUUUCUGCAGAGAACCCUCGUCAGGUGGCUCUCUGCUGGGCCACCCCACGGCUGGGCCGCUUGCUCAUGCGCUUUUCUAGAUCUUAGCUGAGGGGUCCCGGAGUUCCCCCAGUUCCUGACUGGUUUUACCCAAGCCGAAAAGCCUCACAGAGUCCUUGCCCUGAUCUGUCUCCUAACCAGCCUGAGAGCCCCAGAAAGGAAUGCCUUGGGAUAUGGCGCGGGUUGUUUUUUCUUGUUCUCUUUUUUAAAAACUUUGCCCAAAUUACUCUGUUUGGGCACAGAGUAAUUUAUAUUCCCUUUGGUUAAAAUGUGGGCUUUAGCCAGCCGCAAAAGUGUCUUUUCCUUUUCCUGGGGUGUGGCCCCUUUUGCCCUCUGCCCUGAGAGCUGGGCCUGUAUCUUUGGAACUGAAGGAAUAUCCCCUUGCUCAGAGGGAGGCAGAGUCCACGACCAGGCUAGAGGUGGGGGCAGGACAACUGCAGGGGCAGGGUGUCACGUGCAGCCCCAGAGCACUUGGCUGGCUACCCCUUUCAACAACCUAGCAGAGCUGGGAGUUAAACCCACUGGGGCCUCCAAAGGAGGUAGAGGGGGAGGGUCACUUUGACAUGCACAAGACUGUUUUCUUAAUAUGUAAAAAUCUGUAGCAGCUGCAAACCUACCCAACAUCUGGCCCGGAUUUCCUCAGUCUCUGCCAGGGUCCCAAUUCUUACUCUCCUUAAGGGGAGCCCCACACAGGACUUGGGAGCCAAAGUUUGCUGAGCUCUGUGUGUGCCAGCGUGUUUGAGCAGCAGGGCAGCUGGUCAGCCAGUGGGCUUUUGUGUGGAUGGUUUUUGGACACUUGCCCAGGACUCAGGAAUAAAUUGCUGUCUCACUCCGUGGCGACUUUGAACUUACAGCACAGGACAGGAUGAUAUCCCCCGGAAGGACUGACUUCAACUGGACCUUGACACUCAUAGAGAGGGAGUGUGGCCCAGUAACCACAAAGCCAAGUGAAAAAAAACCAUUUUGGAAGUAUUUUUCUAUUUUUUUGGAGAACACAUGGUUUUAUCGUUCCCCUACGUGUGAAAUGUGCUAGAGUCUGGCGCCGUGUGGGUUCACAUUGGUGCUUCCUGGGGCUUAGUUCUUUUCAAAACAGAUUUAUGUUUUGUUUUCUUAAGCAUUUACCGUCUUUCCCUUCUGUGCUGAUGACCAAGGUGGUUCCCACCUCUGCUGAGCUGUGUCAUUUGGGAACUGGCUUGAAGGUUUCUGUUCAGUGCAUUUUCUGGCUUUCCCUGGAGAGGGAAAGUGAGGAGUGAAAUGGCCAGUGGGUUGGAGUUGUCUGGACUCUGCUUUCAGCUUCUUGCUAGCACCCCUCCUACCAGAAAUGCCCCCUUCGAGUCCUUCAUGCAAGCUUGCCUUCUGAGGACCUGGGGUGUGGAUGUCACUCCACCCUCCCAGCGUCUGUAAGCAGAAGUGGUGAUUCUUUUGACAGUGAAGAGCUAAAGCCUGAGGCCCCCCUCAGGUCUUACACAGAACAGCAUGAAGCUCUCCCUAGCCCUGCUCCCCAAGCUCUGAUCCCCAGUGCUUGCAGGAGGAAACAGGUCUGAGCAAGAUGGAGAGGGGGGAGCACUGAGCACUUACCAGAAUCCAGAUGCAUUCCCCAAAGUCCACGUUUUCAUCUUCCCUUGUCUUCCUUUUGCCUCUCUGUUUAAAGCAACAUGGUUUUUUUUUUUUUGGUUCGUUUUUGUUUUUUAGCAACUUAGAGAUAUAACUUAUUGUCCAAUCAUCAUUAAAUGUAUGUGUCAUUUUUGUGUUCCUGCUACAGUUUCUGAUUUCCUCAUCCAUCAAGUCAGAGUCCAGUCCUCAUCCUGGAUGAAGAGCAUUUAGCUCAUUUUGAUUUCAUCAGGCAAUCAUUAAACAUUUCACUCACUCCUUGCCAGCUUUUCCUUUUCCCUGUUUUACUUUAUUUUAUUAUAUUUACUUAUUUAUUUUUUUUUUUUUUUGCUUUUUCUUUUGGUUGAGCUCAUCCACUCAAUGGUGUGUCUGUCUGCAUGUAUUGGGGCUCAGCCUAAGAUGUCCUGAGUGAGAAGGGAAGGCUGAGUUCCAUUCCCCUUCCCCAGUCAUUUUCAGUGUCAGACUAAGGGACACCACAGGCCCGAGCCGCUGUUCUUGUGCGUGGGUGGGGCUGGGCAGGUGUGGACAGCUGUGCUGAGGAGGUGGAGACAGCAAGUGUUCAGUGGAAGGACGACAUCCUUCAGAUGUUGUGGGAGGUUGGUGGGGGGAAGGUGAGAAGCAAUGAGGGGUGUGGGGUAGGUUUUGAUAGGAAAAUUGAGAGGGUCUCUCCUUUUGGUGAACCCCCGAGGGGAGCUGAGGAGGGGAUGGGAAGGGGACAGAGACAGUGAUCUGGUGAUGGCAUCACUAACGUGCCAGACUCUGAGCCUUACACAGCUACUCUUAUCUCAGUCCCCUGGCCUCCCCUCCCCACUUAAAAGAAGGUCAGUGGUUUGUGCUUGAGUAUGUAGCUUGCAAGAUAAAUAAGAUGGAGUGGAUAGAAAGAAAGGUGGGACUCGAGGUAGCGGACUGGGUUUGGUGCUGUCUCGCCUACUUGGUGCUAUCAGUAGUGGAAACAGCCGAGGACCCCUGGCUGCUGGCAUAGACGGGGUGGGGGUAGAAAUCAUGGCUUCCCAGUUGGCAUCAGGUCUGGAUUUUGGGAAAUGGAGUUGGCUUUCUGCCUGUCAGCUAUGUCUCUGGGCUCUCCCAACAUCUGAGGUGUCUGUCUUAUUCUAAAUCUCUUUCUAGGAAGGACCCCUUCUUGCUGAAGAUGAUGGUAGAUUCUGUCCCCCAUUGGAGAAAUGUCCAAUUGCAAUAGUUUUAGCUCAAAGAGAAUCCUUGCCUGCUCCCCCUUUGCUACCAUGGAAACUUCUGGAAUAGAAAGGGCCUGCUCAGAGGAAUGGCUGGAAAAGUAGAUUUGAGAUGCCUUUUUAUUAUCUUAGAAGUUUCUGCCAGGAAGCCAGCCAGCUGGCAUGUGUGUGUGCGCUCAUGCGCGCAUGUGUGUGUGUAUGUAUAUACAUGGGUAUGCCUGUACCCCCCAGGGGUGACUGUGGCAGAGGAGGGGCGCUUUCAUGGAAAUCCAUCCACCACACCAGCCUCUUUUUUGCUGCCACUGUCUAGACUGUUGACCUUUGACCUCUCCGCCCCUCUGAGUGUCUGAACCCAGAAGUCCCUUCCGGGAUAGUGGGACAAAGCCCCAUUCUUCUCCAUGGCCCCAACCUCGCCUCAAAGACCCGAGUCUGCAGCCAGCAUGGGGCACUGGUGGCAGCCAUACGGGCAGGGGCAGGCUGCCUUACUGCCAGGUCACCAAUCCCACAGCCUCCACAAACUUAGGGAUGCUGAAAAGGGCUUUGUUUUUAUAACCCAGAUUAAAUUUCCUUUCUCUAGAACAAGUGCCUAAGGGCCAGGCAGCCCAGCUAGGAGGGAAAACAUCUCUAUUUGUGCUUUGAGGAAACACAGAAAGGUCAUGGUCCUCCUUUAAACCCACAGCAGAACAGCUAUUUGGGGGGUGGGAGGCAUUUGCCGAGAUCCACAUUUUCAGAGAUAAUUAUUGAAUUACCUUUGGAUGCUGAACAUACCUGUUGAGAGACCUGUCCUCUGGUUCAGUUGUCACAGCUGAGUGUCAAGGGCUCCCAGACUUCUGGGAGGCAUGGCCCAACCCCAAACCUCUCCCCCAACCCAACAUAUCCAUGUGUUCUUCUCUCUCUCUGCACCCAAGCCUUGUGCAGAGACCCCCAGAAGUGCCUGCCUUUCCCACAUGCAUGGGGCACAAAAGGAGACAGGACAGAAAAGCAAAACUACUGAAGUCUUGGAGGUGGCCCUGGUUCCUGGCCCUCAGGCCAGAGUCAUCCAAGCCCUUCCCAGGGGUGGGGCCUGCAUCGACUGCACUUGUAUCUUCCAGGAAAUCCCAGACAGCUGGUUUGGAAUCCAGCUCUUGGAUACCAUGACCACUGGUGUCUGGGCCUCGGCUGGAUGCCAUGCAGAGCCCAUUUGGAUCUCUGGAAGUAAAAUUGACUUCCAGCCUGCCCGGGGGUUACCUGAUAUUUCUGGGACACCCAAAAUAUCUCAGGCUCCUGUCUUGUCCUAAAUCUCUCUCUAGGAGAAUUCCCUUCCUGCAGAAGGUGAUCAUGUUCUCUGUCCCCAAAGGGGGGGGGUCUAGCCCCUCUGGCCUAGGGGUGGCUUCCUUCCCCCACAGUUCCUUUGAGUGCCUUGUCUAAAACCCCUAUGUCUGGAACCCCAGGCCAGGGAAGGGUCUGCUGGACUUUGCUGGGGGUUGAGCUCGGGGAGACCCCAAACGUGACACCCCAGAAAGCAAAUAAAACAGUUGAAA